Cynara cardunculus var. scolymus (artichoke) is the source of this 2019-nucleotide messenger RNA. Its product is annotated as putative pentatricopeptide repeat-containing protein At5g08490. Gene Ontology annotation, molecular function: protein binding; RNA binding. Gene Ontology annotation, biological process: RNA modification. Lineage: Eukaryota; Viridiplantae; Streptophyta; Magnoliopsida; Asterales; Asteraceae. The transcript is spliced from 2 exons. The record is from RefSeq and is a predicted model, not a curated record. Bases 321 to 1856 code for a protein of 511 amino acids.
GGAAAACGGAUUGGUUUUUGGAGCGUUUGCAAUGUUUAGACGGAUGAUAGCAGAAAGAACGUGGCCGAAUUAUGCUACAAUCGCAAAUAUCCUGCCCGUUUGUGCUUUGCUCGAUAGCAGUCUUGCCUACCGGUUUGGGAAAGAGAUCCACGGCUACGCACUGCACCGGGAAGAACUGGUUGCCGAUGUUUCUGUUGCGAAUUCUCUCGUGGGUUUCUACUCGAAGAUCGGACGAAUGCAGGAAGCAGAAUCAUUGUUCAAAAGAAUGCAUACAAAAGAUUUGGUUUCUUGGAAUUCUAUGAUUGCAGGUUACACCUCAAAUGAAUUUGCAGGCGGGGAAGCAAAUUCAUGGCUAUAUUAUCCGUCGUUCUAGCUUACGUGAUGUUACAUCCGUUGGAAAUUCCUUAGUAAACUUUUACUCGAAAUGUGAUGAUCCAAUAGCUGCAUUUCGGUCAUUCUCGUUGGUUCAUAAGAAAGAUUUGAUAUCAUGGAACUCGAUACUUGAUGCGCUUGCCGACGGUCAGCUUGUUAACGAGUUCCUUCAGCAGCUACGUUGCAUGUUCAGAGAAGGCGUAGAACCCGACUCCGUUACUAUUAUAACCGCACUUCAACUUGGGGCUAAUGCUCGUCAAUCAGGUAUGGUUAAACAAGCUCAUGCCUUUUCACUUAGGUCCCUUACGUUGCUCGUAAAUAAAGAACCGACUCUUGGUAAUGCGUUGAUUGAUGCUUAUGCUCGAUGUGAGAAAAUGGAGUAUGCGUUAAAGAUCUUCGAGAGCUUAUCCGGAAAAAUGAAUGUUGUGACCUGCAAUUCUCUGAUAUCGGGAUAUGUCAAUAGCGGUUCGCAUGAUAAUGCCAACGUUAUAUUCAAGAACAUGAUCGAAAGAGAUCUAACCACUUGGAAUUUGAUGGUUCGAGCUUACGCUGAAAAUGAUCACCCUGAUGAAGCUCUCAAUCUGUUUCAUGAGUUGCAGAAUCAUGAAAUGAAACCCGAUACUAUGACCAUAAUGAGCAUCCUUCCCGUUGCUACUCAAAUGGCAUCGGUUCAGAUGCUGAACCAGUGCCAUGGCUAUGUGAUCAGAGCUUGUUUUCAAGACGUCCAACUUAAGGGAGCGUUGUUGGAUGCUUAUUCGAAAUGCGGGAAUAUAAACUCUGCGUGUAAGCUUUUCACGUCAACCAUUCAUAAAGAUCUGGUUACGUUUACGUCUAUGGUGGGAGGUUACGCGAUGCAUGGAAUGGGAGAAGAAGCUCUAGGGAUUUACUAUCAAAUGCUCGAACUUGGUGGAAAACCCGAUCAUGUUAUAAUCACCGCAGUCCUAUCUGCUUGUAGUCAUGCAGGGCUUGUAGACGAAGGUUUGGAAGUUUUUCGUUCUAUAAACGAGGUACAUAGGAUCAAACCGACCAUGGAACAAUACACUUGUGUGGUGGAUCUUCUUGCACGAAAUGGUCGUAUCACCGAUGCAUAUAGUUUCAUCACCAGUAUGCCCGUUGAACCGACUGCCAACAUAUGGGGAGCGUUGUUGGGUGCUUGUAAGAAUUACGAUGCGGUGGAAAUGGGAUGCGUUGUCGCUGAUCGUCUUUUGAAUAUCAAGGAUGAUAACAUGGGAAACUUUGUCGUGAUGUCGAAUAUAUACGCUGCUAAAGCGAAAUGGGAAGAAGUGUUGGAGAUACGGAGGUUAAUGAAGACGAAGGAUCUGAAAAAGCCGGCCGGAUGUAGUUGGAUCGAGGUCGAUGGACGGAAACAUGUAUUUAUAGCUGGAGAUACUUCCCAUCCGGUACGAACGAACAUCUUCGACAUGUUGUGUAACUUAGACAACAUGUCACGCAGCGAUUUCAGUUGUGAAUCGAGGAUAAUAUAAUAACGGUUGGUUCGGUGAGAUCCAUAGAAUUCUCGAUUCUAGCGUUCAAGCCAGUUUGUACGCAUCUCGACUAAUUCAAUUCAUUGGAAAACGUCCAACAAUCACGAGGUACUCAAACCGGUACAAAUGAUGUUACAUGUUGUCUUCUAUACACAUCUCUUCU